Messenger RNA from Epithele typhae, 822 nucleotides. RefSeq names its product heterokaryon incompatibility protein-domain-containing protein. The record is from RefSeq and is a predicted model, not a curated record. Lineage: Eukaryota; Fungi; Basidiomycota; Agaricomycetes; Polyporales; Epitheliaceae. The transcript is spliced from 3 exons. Bases 1 to 822 code for a protein of 273 amino acids.
AUGUGGCUCCUGGGCACCGCGCGCGCGAACCUCGUCUUCUUUCCCCAACCUGAGCGCGUUUCUGGAGGCUAUGCCAUCCUGUCGCACACCUGGGGGGAGGAAGAAGAUACGUUUCAAAAGGUUCAAAAGCUGAACCCACACCGGUCGUCACCGCCAUGGUUCAACCCACGCGAUCGCCUCACUUCAAAAGUUCGAUCAUUCCUUGAGCUCGCCGAACGGCACGGGCAUGAGUACGCUUGGGUCGACACAUGCUGUAUCAACAAGGAGAGCAGCGCCGAGCUCUCGGAAGGCAUCAAUUCCAUGUUCCGCUACUACGCCGUCUCCGCCAUCUGCUACGUCUAUCUCAGCGACGUCGAAUACUACUCCGGCGCUCGUUCACGUCCCAUGUGGAACGUCUUCCUAAACAGCCGCUGGCACAAGCGGGGCUGGACUCUCCAAGAGCUCAUCGCGUCCCGCAUCCUCGUGUUCUAUUCCAAAGAGUGGAUCUCUCUGGGCACCAAGUACGAGCUUGCCGAUCGCCUUGAACGGGCAACUGGAAUCUCCGCGGCAGUCCUCCGCUUCGAGAGCCCGUUUACUGACGCGAGCAUCGCGACGCGCAUAUCCUGGGCGGCGCAUCGGGAAACCACGAGGCCAGAAGACGCUGCCUACAGCCUCUUCGGGCUUUUCGGGGUCAACAUGCCGACGCUCUACGGCGAAGGGCAACACGCAUUCUGCCGGCUCCUCAUGGAGAUCUCGAAGACACCUCAAAGUGGCCCUCCAGGAAAUGCCCCAAAUCGGAACCCGUCGUCAUCUUCUCCCCCUUCAGCCUUCGCCGACCUUUAG